AUGGCCGACUGGGAGGUCGACGACGACGACGUCGAGGGCCUCGAGGAGUUCGACGACCUCUACAAGGAGGACGACGCCGAGGAGGCCGUCGAGGUCGCGGAGGAGGCGGCGGACGCGGGCCCCCAGGUCGACAUCUCCAAGAUCACGUCGUCGGCGGAGCGCAACAUAUUGAGCAAGCGGAACCGCAUCUGGAGCGUGCACGCCGUGCUGCGGCCGCGGCGCGCGCUGCCCCACGACGCAUCGGACGACUGGGUCGAGCGCUACUUCCCGGAGCACCUCGCGGAUUUCGCGAACCCGAAGCUCAACCGGGAGGCGCUCGGCGCGCUCCAGAGCUGCGCGCAGAAGAAGGAGCUGCAGAACUUCGUGGUCCACGGCCCGCGCGGCGCGGGCAAGACGGCGGCGUGCCUCGCGUUCCUCCGGGGCUUCGCGGCCGACGACGGCUCCGCGAAGAGCAAGCGGUCGCGGGGCAAGAAGGCGAAGCAGCAGCGCGCGAGCGGCGGCGCCUACCCGACGCUGCGCCUGAGUUCCGCCGACGCGAAGACGGCCGGCGACCUCGAGAAGAAGCUCAAGGCCUUCGUCCGCGAGGCGGAGCGCGUCAACGGCGAGGGGUCGACGAAGUUCGUCGUCCUCGACGGCAUCGACUCCUUGACGCCCCACGCGCAGCAGGGCGUCUACCACAACAUGAUCUCCUACGACAAGACCGUGGGCUUUUUAUUCACGGCGCUGAACAAGGACCGCAUCAUCGACAAGUUCGCGAAGCGCUGCGCGAUCUUGCCGAUGCGGCGCCUCGACAAGGGCGACGCGCUCGGCGUCUUCCUCAACGUCGCGUCGCGGGAGCGCGUGGGCUACGAGCACCGCGGCGCCGUCAUGCUCUUCGAGCACGCCAAGGCGGGCCGCGGCGAGCUCGGGCGGGCCGUGCGGAGCCUGCAGCGCGUCUUCGCGAAAUGGGAGUACGCGUCGUACGUCAACGUCUGCAAGGAGUUCGCGCCCGACGCGUUCAACGCGAAGCGCAAGAUCGCCGCCAAGGCGGCGCUGGGCGACCCCAUCGACCGCUGCGCCGUCUGCACGCUGCGGCCGCCCUGCCAGCACGUGUCGGAGCAGGAGCUCGCGACGCGGGGCCUCGCGCGCCGCGCGCAGCUCCCCGAGCGCGACGACUCCAUCGACUGCACGAACUUUGUCAAGUGCGGCUCCUGCCGCGUCUUCAACGAGUUCGGCCACUGCUCCCUGGACCACCCGUCGACCCUCCACUGCGUCGUGCUCCCGCCCCACCGGUGCCCGCAGUGCACGCUCGUCUGGCCCUGCCAGCACUGCUCGUUCUCCGGGAGCCGCAACCGGCUCAUCGAGUCGUGCACGCUCGUCGCCCAGUGGGUGCCCCACUACCGCGACGACCGGCCCACGCUCGACGUCGCCGCGAAGAAGCACGAGUCCGUCGCGGACGUCGUCGUCGACCUCGACGCGCUCGACGGUGCCGUCGACGACCUCGUCGCGCGCGUCGCCGCGGCCGAGGCCUUCAUCGCGGGCACGAUGUGCAUCGACGAGGCCGUCUACCGCAAGCGGCGCAAGGAGGUCCACGACGACCACGACGCCAUCACGUCGAAGAUCGGCAAGUUCCUCCCGGAGCAGCCGCCGCUCAACGACGACGGCAAGUUCGCGUUCCCGCCGGACCCGCUCCGCCUCGCCCUCGAGUACCUCCUCAAGCUCGGCGAGAGCCCGCCGGCCAAGGACGACGGCCCGAAGAAGAAGGCGGGCAUCCCCAAGCAGCGACGGCGCGAAAUCAAAUCCGAGCUGUGGCAAGAGGUGGUGGGCGUCGUAACAGUGUCGUCGGCCGCAGCCAUGCUCUCGCCGCGCAUCGACCCGUCGACCUUGGUCGUGCACGCGCGCGAGCUGCGGACGACGCGCGCGGAGCGGCACCGGGCCUGGUGCGCCAAGGCCGACGCCGAGAGCCGCUUGGCGUCGCUCAGCGCCGAGUGCCAGAAGCUGCGGCGGCGCGACGUCGCGCGCGUCAAGGCGCUCCGGUCGACGCUCCGGCUCCUGGAGAUCGCGAACGAGGGCAAGGUCGCCGCGGAGCGCGCCGCGCGCGAGCACAAGGCCGCCGCGCGCAGGGCGUCGGCGCGGUCCCGGGUCGCCGGGGGCGGCGCGCGCGACGCCGCGCCCGGCCGGUGCCGCGACCUCGAGGCGCGCUGCGCGAGCCUCGAGGACGCGCUGCGGCGGAAGGAGCACCGCGAGCAGGUGCUCGAGCGCGCGCUCGGCGCGGCCGAGGACGGCGGCCUCGCCCUGCGGCUCGCGGAGGAGACCGUGAAGACGCGGCGCCUCGCGCUCGAGCUCGACGGCGCGCUCGGCGAGCUGCGGAAGGCCCGGGCGGACGCGUUCGCGACGCAGGAGAAGCUCGACGAGACGCGCCGCGCCGUCGCGCUCCUCUCGGGCGACGGGCCCGCGCCGGCGGCGGCGCCGAGCCCGAAAUACGCGCGGCGGCCGCCCGCGGCGCCGCCGCCGCCGCCCCCCGCGGCGGACGACUCGCCGGAGCCCCGGGGCCGCGAGGUCCGCGCGCCGCCGCCGCCGACGCCGCCGCGCGGCGUCGGCUUCGACGCGGCCGGCACGCCGGGCCGCGCGUCGGCGCGGCCGCCGCGCGGCGCGCUGCGGACGCCGUCGUCCGCAGCGUCGUCGCCCGCGUCCGUCGGGACCUACUCGGCCUACGGCCGGGACCCGGCGCUCCACACCAUCGACGACGAGGGCGACGACGAGCCCGACGAGGAGGCGUUCGGCCAGAUCGAGUUCGGCGUCCGCGCGGCCGCGUCGCCGAAGCCCCUCGACGCGACGGGGACCCUGUCCCUCGAGGAGCUCGCGGGCCUCGUGAUCUAA
Aureococcus anophagefferens is the source of this 2859-nucleotide messenger RNA. RefSeq lists its product as hypothetical. The transcript has 3 exons. Gene Ontology annotation, cellular component: nucleus; DNA replication factor C complex. Gene Ontology annotation, biological process: DNA-templated DNA replication; DNA repair. Gene Ontology annotation, molecular function: DNA clamp loader activity; ATP hydrolysis activity. The record is from RefSeq and is a predicted model, not a curated record. Bases 1 to 2859 code for a protein of 952 amino acids. Lineage: Eukaryota; Pelagophyceae; Pelagomonadales; Pelagomonadaceae.